Molecule: messenger RNA, 1638 nt
Organism: Hylaeus anthracinus
Lineage: Eukaryota; Metazoa; Arthropoda; Insecta; Hymenoptera; Colletidae
Exons: 6
Coding region: 143-1144 (333 amino acids)
Cellular component (GO): cytoplasm
Molecular function (GO): phosphatase activity
Source: RefSeq, a predicted model, not a curated record
AGGGCAAGGAUAUGCAAGUGGUAUCUCACUGUCGACCGCCGCGCGACUUGUGACAGUUUAACCUCGUCUACCGAACAGGUUGGACGUAACGAAUCCAUUCACCGCACAACGCUGGUCUUCAACGAACUAGUAUACUUUCACGAUGUAUCAGCCUGACGAUCGAUCUGAGGUCAAUGACGAUCUGAGUAAUCAUUUACGGCUGACCUCCAUGACCAGGACCAAGGAACUGACCAAGAUGACGCCAAAACAAGCGCAGGAGUUUCUGGACUCGUUUGACAUUGUCCUGUCGGACUGUGAUGGUGUCCUCUGGAGGAUAAUGGACUCCAUCCCUGGCGCGUUGCAUACGAUGUCUAGGCUUCAGGACAUCGGGAAGAAGAUCUACCUGGUGACCAACAACAGCACGCUCACCUUCGACCAAUACUAUCAAAAGAUAAAUAAAUUUGGACUGGAAUUGAAACCGGAACAAAUAAUACUGCCAUCGAAUGUGGUCGGCUGGUACCUGAACAAAAUUAACUUUCGCGGCGAGGUGUUCUUGAUCGGCAGCACGCAGUUUCGACAAGUUUUACUCGAUCAUGGGAUCAAAUUAACGCCAGAAUGCCCAGAUGUUCAAGAAUGUGACCCAGUGAGGACGGUGAAGGCUGUACAAGAUCGACCGUCGAUCAAAGCAGUGGUAGUGGAUUUUUCAUUAUUUUUCGAUUGGGCAAAACUGGCUCUAGCAGUUUCUUGCCUGAAAAGGAAGGAUGUUCUUUACAUAGUGGGUGCUCUGGACGAAUGGCUCGUGUGUGGAGACAACAGGAGACUCGUAGGUCCUGGCCAUCUGAUUAAUGUAAUUACGAAGGUGAGCGAACGAACGCCCAUCGAGUGUGCGAAACCUAGCAACGCCCUGAAAGAAUUCGUCAUGGACAAGUGCGAAGUGCGGGACCCGAAACGAUGUUUGUUCAUCGGAGACACGAUAACUCACGACAUGAAAUUCGCAACGGUGUGCGGUUUUCAGAAGCUCUUCGUCAACACGGGCGUGGAUAAAAUCGAAGAUGCGUUGCAAUGCGAAGGGGCGGAACCAGAUUACUAUAUUCCUAGUUUAGGUUUGCUGUAUCCUAUUAUCGAUUCCCUAUACGGCGACUCUGCGAAACAGAAACACAGUUAACGACUGUUAACGGCGUCAACAGUAGUAGUCUUUGUAGUUAGUAAAAAUUCCAUCUCGUUCGAGUGUAACGAAUGUAUGAGGUUGGGAAGAAGCUUUUAAACGUAAAUUCAAAAUAAAGGAAAAGUUUCAUGGCGCAUAAUAGAUUCGUCGCAUCAAAUAUUUUAGGGAGGUACGAAUAGAUGUUUCGUGAAGAAGUAUAUCGAACGAAGUGAAUGAAUUUUUGUAAGAACUUUUGCCUUGACAUUAAGCAAAACUUGUCUGAAGAAAGGGGUUGCACGAGGUUAGGUCUCUUUUAAAUUCAUAAAAAUGGUUGCUCUAAUGCUAGAAUUAUAUUCUCGAGAAACUUUCAACGUGACAAAGAGAUUUUCAGACACCUACACCAAGAACGACUACUUUAAUUUAUCAUUAACAAAUCGUCGAAGAGAAUACUUCCUCCUAUUGUAGUUCCUACACACGAUCAAUAAAUGUUUACUUAAGUAAGUUUACGAUGCAAA